Molecule: messenger RNA, 549 nt
Organism: Trichophyton benhamiae CBS 112371
Lineage: Eukaryota; Fungi; Ascomycota; Eurotiomycetes; Onygenales; Arthrodermataceae
Exons: 3
Coding region: 1-549 (182 amino acids)
Biological process (GO): triglyceride catabolic process; phosphatidic acid biosynthetic process
Cellular component (GO): endoplasmic reticulum; lipid droplet
Molecular function (GO): acylglycerone-phosphate reductase (NADP+) activity; triacylglycerol lipase activity
Source: RefSeq, a predicted model, not a curated record
AUGUCUUCACCAGAUAACCGUAAAUCAGUCCUCAUAACUGGCUGUUCGCCUGGAGGUAUUGGCCAUUCCCUCGCUCUUGAAUUCCAACGCAAUGGUUUGCGAGUGUUUGCAACUGCCAGGAAUAAAGAGGUGCUUGUGGACCUCGAAGAGAAGGGAAUUGAGGCCUUGGACCUGGUGGUUGACAACGAAAAGAGCAUCCUAGCAUGCUUUGACGAAGUCAAGUCCAGGCUAGGCGAAGGCAAAGGAAAGGGUGCUUUACUUUCAGUCUUUGCUAAUGACUGUAUCCAGUGGCCGGAGUACGUCUGCCAUUAUUUUCUCCUGUUCUAUGUUUCCUGGGCUAACUGUAUUAAUUUCGAAGACUAUACGGUUCCAGCACUUGAUGUUGACAUGGACGAAGUACGUCAGACGUUCGAAACCAACAUUAUAGGAGUGAUCCAUAUGUGCAAGGUGUUUACGCCACUCAUAAUCGAAGCCAAAGGCACCAUUGUGCAGAUUGGAUCUGUCGCCGGGGUAAGAUAUGCUUUCCAGGAGGUUGAAAAAGCCGUCUAA